Molecule: messenger RNA, 6304 nt
Organism: Oncorhynchus kisutch (coho salmon)
Lineage: Eukaryota; Metazoa; Chordata; Actinopteri; Salmoniformes; Salmonidae
Product: zinc finger protein 585A
Exons: 2
Coding region: 424-3453 (1009 amino acids)
Source: RefSeq, a predicted model, not a curated record
CUGCAUUUUACGACAUUUCGCCGUGCAUGUGAUUUGCAUAUCAGAUCAUGUAAAAUGCCAACUCUAAAGUGCCAAUGAUUGCAGAAAAUAGUCAGCUAGAGUCGUUAUCAAUCGGUAGUUUAUGUUGCUGUGUUUGUCUUGUUCUUUCUAAACCUGACCACACUGGUCACACCUGGUGUGGAGAGAGGAAUAGCAUACCGUAGAAAGUAGAAUAGAUAUGCAGUAGCAACAACAAGCCUUGGCUCGUGUGAGAUGAUGGGAUUUUUAUUUUCUUUGAAUCAAAUCUAACCAAAAGCUUCAAUUGCUACCUGCAGAAGCAGACAAAAAAUGUUGUUUAUAGAAUAGCACACCAGACUUCGUUGGUUUGCAGCCUCUGGUUUUACCCACACCCUUUCUGUUCGGAUAUAUAACACAUCAGAGAAAAUGGCGGAACAUGAGAAGGAAGGACCGACCCAAACAAUGCAGGAGAACCAAGAUGAAGAUGAACCCCAUUAUACUGAUGACGCUAAGACAAGCAAGAUGCAAGACGACGCAAGUUUCGAGGAAAAGCUCAUUGAAGAGGUCAGAAGGUACAACAAUUUGUACAACACCACAUUGAAAGACUAUAAAGACUUCACAAUAACCAGCAACAGCUGGAAGGAGAUAGCCCAAACUCUGGGAGUAGAAGAACAGAUUUGCAGGACGAAAUGGAAGAAAUUGAGAGACCGAUAUGUCAGACUGAGGAGGAAAAUUAAGGGGAAGAGUGGGGAUGCAGCAUCAGGAAUACAACCACAAAUACUCACCACGCUGUCCUGGCUGUCUGGCUUCAUUAAACACAAGGAGACCAAGUCAGACUAUCCACAGGCAGAGGAGAUGGACACCCCAGAAGACCUGCAAGAUGACAACCUGAUCGAGCGGGAACACUUCCACAGUUCUAAUAAUGAACAGCAAGAUGGACAUUUGGUAGUUAGGAGGAAUGUAAUAUUAGAACGAACUAAAUUCAACCAAAGACAACAGGAAGCAGGAGAGACAGCUGAUGAUUUUAUCACUGCACUUCAUUGUUUGUCAGAACAUUGCGGUUAUGGAGCUCUGCUCAGUGAGAUGAUAAGAGACAGACUAGUUGCAGGCUUACUUGACAGAAGACUGUCCAAGCAAUUACAAAUGGACCCAGAACUCACACUGGAUAAAGCUGUCGCACGCAUUCGUCAAACUGAAAUUGUGGAAAAGCAACAGUACCUGCCGGAGAAUAACUUCAAAGCUGCCAGCAGAAGAGAAAAUGAAGGCUGUGUGCUUUCAUAUAGAAAGCAUCAAUGCCCAGCCAAUGUCCAGUGCCAAUCAGAGAAGAAUAAUCAAAACUCAGAAAGGCUACAACAACCCCAAACAACACAGGAGAAGGAAGAGGAGCCCAUAGAUACUGAUGACACUGAUGGCUUCAGUCCUGGAGGAGAAAAGCCUCACUACUGCGCCUACUGCAGUAGGAGCUUUCAAAAAGUGAGGGAUCUUAUAAGACACCGACGAACACAUACUGGAGAGAAGCCUCACCACUGCCCUGAUUGUGACAGAAGGUUUGCUCGAUUAGAUAAGCUUAAAUUACACCAGCAAACACACACUGGAGAGAAGCCUCACCACUGCCCUGAUUGCGGCAGAAGUUUUGCUCGAUUAGAUAAGCUAAAGAUCCACAAAGAAAUACACAUAGGAGUGAAGUCUCACCACUGCCCUGAUUGCAACAGAGGUUUUGCUCGUUUAGAUAAGCUUAAGUCACACCAAAAAAAACAUGCAAAAGACAAACAUAUUUGUCACUCUUCUGACUGUGUGAAAAGUUUUGUCCUAUUGGAGAAGCUUGAAAAACACCAGCUGGAGAAUACCUUCAAAGCUACCAGCAGUGCAUCCAAUGUAGACUGGGUGCUCACACAGCAGAAAACAUUCAGCAAAGUCAGAGGGAGUAAAAGGCAGCAGAGUAAAGUACGAGCUAGAGCUCCAGGAAAGAGAACACCAACACAUAGCAAAACAGUACAGGAGAAGGAAGAGGAGCCCCUAGAUACUGAUGACUCUGAUGAUUGGACCGAGGGUUUCAGUCCUGGAGGGGAGAAGCCACACUACUGCUUUGACUGCGGUAAGAACUUUAGAAAAGUGAGGGAUCUUAUAAGACACCAGCGAACACAUACGGGAGAAAAACCUCACCACUGCCCUGUUUGUGACAGAACUUUCGCUAGAUUAGAUAAACUUAAAUUACACCAAGAAAUACAUACAGGAGUGAAGCCUCACCACUGCCCUGAUUGUGAGAAAAGUUUUGCUCGAUUAGAUAAUCUUAAAUUACACCAAAAAAUACAUAUUAAAGGGGAACAUAAUGUCACACUGAACCAUCAAACUGAAAUUAAUGUAGACUGUGUGCACACACAGCAGAGAACAGCCAGCAGAGGCAGGCAGAAGAGUCAAAUGCGAGCUAGUGCACCAGGGAAAAGAAUGGUCCAGUCACAGCCAGGCAAAGACUCCCCUUACAAAAGUUCAGUUCGAAAGAAUCAACACUCAGAAAAACUGCAACAACCCCAAAAAACGCAGGAGAAUGAAGAGGAUCCUGAAGGUACUUCUGAUAACUGGACCGAGAGUACUGUAGAGAAGCCAUACAUCUGCUCCGACUGUGGUAAGAGCUUCAGACUAGAGAAUCGUCUUAUAAGACAUCAGCGAACACAUACAGGAGAGAAGCCUUACGACUGCCCUGACUGUGACAAAUGUUUUGCGCGAUUAGAUCAUGUUAAGUCACACCAAAAAACACACAUGAAGGAGGAACGCAAUUUCCACUGCUCUGACUGUGUGAAAAGCUUUGUCCUAUUGGAACAGCUUGAAAAACAUCAGCUAACACACAAGAAAAGUUACAGCUGUUCAAAGUGUGAGGAAAGGUUUUCAGACCUGGUUGACUGGAAAGCACACUUUUUAGUACACAGAGAGAUCCUCCACUGUCCUGACUGUAACAAGCAGUUCUUGUACAAGGGACUUUUUGAAAGACACAGGAGAACACAUUUGAGAAAAAGAGAGAAAUUUCUCUGCACAAUAUGUGGGAAGGAGAUUCACAACUUUAAAAUACACAUGCGAGUACACACUGGAGAGAAACCAUAUCACUGCACUGAGUGUGGGAAGAGUUUUGCAUAUACAAAAUCGUACAAAACACAUAUAUUAACACAUACCUCUGGAGAAAGAGCAACCUAUCCUUGUUUGGAAUGUGGAAAGAGAUUUACUCGCAUAGAUGGCAUGGUGAGACACGUGAGGAGGGUUCAUACUGGAGAGAGAAAUCAUCAGUGCGGAGACUGUGGAAAAAGAUUCUUUCGAAAAGAGUCACUGAAGAGACACAGUCUAGUUCACACUGGAGAGAAACCAUACCAAUGCUCUGUCUGUGGGCAACGCUUCUCCCAAGAUGGCGACAGAAAACGGCACGAGAAGAGGCACUACUCUGGUGUCUCAGAUUUCCUCGAUCUAUAAUGCAGAAGUGGGGUUUGGCAUUGCAGGAACCCACCCAAUGUGAUUUCAAACCAGUUGUUAUUUUGCCUCCAGGUGGCCUGGAAUUGCCACCACAGACUGUAGAAAAGACACAGACAGACUGUUGCUGAUACACAACAAGUCUGAGUAUUACUGUUUUCAUAGUAUUUUUUUAUUUUUUAUUUUUUAAAUGUGUUUUAAUAUUUAAUUUAAUAUUGUUUCAAAAAGGCAUAGUAUACUAUCAAUAGCGGUCAUUGUUAAAUGAUGGGCCUUCCCCAUAAGUGGUUUGCAGUCAGCUAUAUUGUAUUAAAGAUGCACAAUGCAGAUAUCGCUCCACAAUUUUCCUGGUUGCUAAAAUUCGAAUAGAUCGCUUAAUUUCAGUUUGUGACAUAACAAGCAAGGAUAGCGUACAAUGGUACCAUCUAUACUGGUUGUGAAAUAUAUUUUCCAGAACCAAAAAUAUUGUAUUUUCAGCUCGUGUCCAAAACCGAAAGUGGAAGAGGCAACUUCCGAACGGGAAGUGUAGAAAUGGCGCACCUAGAACAUAUCUAUUGCUUCUUAGACUUGAUUUCGAUGAGAAUUACAGAUCUAUAACACACAUUUAUGUGAAUUUGGUCGGGUCGCCUAAGAAGUUACAUAUUACAGCUUUAAUGUUGAUAUUUUGAUUAUCAGGUGGGCCACACGCUACUUUGAAAUAAUGCCUAUGAAAGGUUCCCAACUACAACCUUCAGCGAGUGUAUACGUUUGCCUGAAAUGUGCUCUUAAGCUGCAGAGGUCAAACAAUUUCUUCAGCUGGCUGCCACCUGUGAGGUAUCAGCGACCCAGAGUUAGGGCAGGGCGGGCAUAUACAGAUCAGAUGCACCACUGAACGCUACAGACAAAACCCAAUACCUUGCCUGGCUACCCAUUUACAUCGAUCCAGCCAACUGACCUUUCUUGUCCACUAUGAGUCUGCAUUUGCUUUAGAUUUCUAGAAUACGAACGCCAUUCUGACCGUUCUGAUUGGUCCCAGAAAUCAAUGGGUUGGCCCAGCGCCAGCCUCCAUGAUGAUGUUAUCACUUUUGAUGCUUUGCAUGGAUAAGAUUUGUUAGACUAAUUUUUGAAGUCGCACAAACGACUUCUAGGAUGGCAACGCCUUCAGAAAGUAUUCAUACCCCUUGACUUAUGCCACAGUCUGUUGUGUUACAGCCUGAAUUCUAAAUAGAUUUUUUUCCUCACCCAUCUACACACAUUACCCCAUAAUGACAGUGUGAAAACAUGUUUUUUUAAAUGUUAGCAAAUGUAUAGAAAAUGAAAUACAGAAUUGACACCCCUUUCAUAUGACACUCCAAAUUGAGUUCAUGUGGAUCCAGUUUCCUUCGAUCAUCCUUGAGAUGUCACUACAACUUCAUUAGAGUCCACCUGUGGCUUUAUAUAGACAGGUGUGUUUCUUUCGAAAGGUCCCACAGUUGUCAGUGCAUGUCAGAGCAGAAACUGUACCCUGAAGUCCAAGGAACUGUCCAUAGAUCUCAGAGAGAAUUGUGAUGAUGCAUAUAUCCAGGAAAGGGUUUCGUAUAAAACCAUUUCUAGAGUGUUGAAAGUUUCCAAGAGCACAGUGGUCUCCCUCAUUGGGAAAUUGAAAAAAUGCGGAACUACCCAGACUGCCUAGAGCUGGCCGUCCGACUAAACUGAGCAACCGGGUAAAAAGGACCUUGGUCAGGGAGGUGACCAAGAAUCCAAUGACCAUUCUGAAAGAACUAGAGUUCCUUGACUGAUGUGAAAAACAUGUCAGAAGGACGACAGUCUGUACAGCACCACCAAUCUGGGAUUUACGGGAGAGUGACCAGACAGAAGCUACUCCUUGAGAAUUAGGCACAUGACAGCACCCCUGGAGUUGCAGAAAAGUAUGAACGACUGAAAGAAUAAGGCAAAAGAUUCUGUAGUAUGAUAAGAUCACUUUUACUCUUUGGCCUGAAUGCAAAGCGCUAUGUCUGGAGAAAACCAGGUACAACUCAUCACUCGUCUAUUACCAUCCCUUUUGUGAAGCAUGAUAAUGGCAGCAUCCUGCUAUGUGGAUGCUUUUCAGUGGCAUGGACUGGGAGACUGGUAAGGAUGGUGGGAACAAUGAAUGGAGCCAGAUACAGGCAGAUCCUUGAUGAGAACCUGCUUCAGAGUGUAAACGACCUUAGACUGGGGCGAAGAUUUACGUUCCAACAGGACAAUGACUCCAAGUAUACAGCCAAAGCAAUGCUGGGAUGGCUUCAGAACAAGAAUGUGAAAGUCCUUGAGUGGCCCAGACUUGAAUCCCAUUGAAAAUCUGUGGAAAGACUAAGAUUGCUGUUCACCACCACUCCCCAUCUAAUUUAACAGAGGUUGAGAAAAUCUACAAGGAAGACUGGGAGAAAACCCAGAUGUGCCACGCUGAUACAGACAUACACGACUAAAAGAUGGAAUCGCUGCCAAAGGUGCUUCUACAAAGUAUUGCCUCAGGGGUGUGAAUUAUGUAAAUUAGAGAUUUAAUUUUCAAUACAUUUUUUAAAACAUGUUAUCCCUUUUGUCAUUUUGGGUAGAUGGGCGCACAUUUUUUUUUAAUUGUUGAAUUCAGGCUGUAAUACAAUGUGGUCAAGUGGUAUCAAUACUUUCUGAAGCCAAUGUAUGUAGUGAUGAAUAGAGCAGCAGAAUUAGGUUCAGGGUGUCGUCAGGCAACCCAAUACCUUCAGUAGUUAGGCUUUUAAACGUCACUCGAUGGGGAAGAGGUUCACAGUUAAGAGGUUUCUGCUUUUAAUCAUGUUCUUAUUUGUAUAUUAUUAUUCCCACUAUGUAAUACAAGCUGCAUUGCAAACUAGAAUUUUGAAUAAAAGAUAAGUAGGAGAGA